AUGGAUAACAUGACAAGUACUGUAGAAAUUACUCUCAGAAAAUUCAAAUCCUCAGACGUUGAAGCUUUUAUGGAGUGGGCUGGAAACCCGAAUGUUACUCAGUUCUGUCGAUGGGACACUUUUAGUUCAAAGGAUGAUGCUCUGAACUUCUUGAACGGGAUCAUUAAAUCCCAUCCCUGGUACCGAGCCAUUUGCAUUAAUGACUCUCCCAUUGGCUCUAUCUACGUGAUGCCUGGCAAUGCCGGGAAAGAUGAACGCAGAGGAGAGAUCGGAUACGCGAUCAGUGAAAAAUAUUGGGGUUCUGGUAUUGCAACUAAACCUGUGAAGAUGGUGUGCUCAUGUGUGUUCAAGGAGCUGGAUUAUCUAGAUAGAGUGGAGGCCUUGGUUUUUGAUGUCAACACAGCUUCACAAAAGGUUUUGGAGAAAGCAGGUUUCUACAAGGAGGGUACACUAAGGAAAUAUUUCUUUGUUAAGGGGGAGAGUAGAGACAUUGUUGUGUACAGCAUCUUGAAUCCGGACAGAUAUGACGUGGACUGUGGAUUUGUUCAAGCCUGA
Daucus carota subsp. sativus is the source of this 555-nucleotide messenger RNA. RefSeq lists its product as uncharacterized. Gene Ontology annotation, molecular function: acyltransferase activity, transferring groups other than amino-acyl groups. NCBI's taxonomy places the organism in Eukaryota, Viridiplantae, Streptophyta, Magnoliopsida, Apiales, Apiaceae. The record is from RefSeq and is a predicted model, not a curated record. Bases 1 to 555 code for a protein of 184 amino acids. The transcript has a single exon.